Messenger RNA from Contarinia nasturtii (swede midge), 3714 nucleotides. Its product is annotated as SET and MYND domain-containing protein DDB_G0273589-like. The transcript has 8 exons. The record is from RefSeq and is a predicted model, not a curated record. Gene Ontology annotation, molecular function: protein binding. Lineage: Eukaryota; Metazoa; Arthropoda; Insecta; Diptera; Cecidomyiidae. The coding region runs from base 119 to 1768 and encodes 549 amino acids.
CCAUAUGACAUUUAACAUUUAUUGAAAUAAGCGGCAUAUCGAAAAGCGGUAUACCCAAAAGGGUUCAAAAGUAUUUGACUUAACUUUUUCAUAAAAUAAUAUAACAUAGGCACUGACAAUGGAAAGAAUACUUAAUUUCCUGUGGCCGAAGAAAAUAAGAAAAAAAGAAAAUAUCGAACUUAAGGAAUUACCAGACAAAGAGAUUAGCGAAGAUGAAAUAUCAUUGGGAUUGCAAGAGAUAAUGAACAAAUUAAGGAGCGACCUGUGGAAAACGCAAACAAUAGAAAACGUCGAUGGAAUAAAAUAUAUUGAUCCUUUUGAAUCCGCAUUCGAUUAUAGAUGUAAAAGGGACCUCGAUCGAACAGUUAAAUUGUGGAGCGAGGAACCAGAUUUCAAAGAUAAUGCAACAUCAUCAAGAAAACGAAAGAGUGGAAACCUGAUAAUUUGUCCAUUUAUUGCAUUGGAUUGCCACAAUGAGAGUUUACGAUAUGCAGAAAAUGGUUCGUAUAAUUUGAGCUUAGCGUAUGCAAAUAGAGCAGCGUGUUUUUUUGAAAUGGAUUUGUACGAUCAAGCGUUACAGAACAUUAGACUUGCAAAAGGAUGUGGUCAUUUUCCGCAACAUUUGCUACCAAAACUUUUACAACUAGAACAGAAUGCCAGAACCGCAAGUGGCAAGGAGAUUGAAAACGAAUCAUUGGAAAUAUGGGCACCGAGAGAGAGGAUGCCUGUAUUGAGUUACAUAGCCAGCAAAAAUCAUCCAUGUAUGGCCGAUGUGGUGAAAAUCAAAUUGAGCGAACAAUAUGGUCGAUAUAUGGUUUCAAAGUAUAAAAUUCCUGCUGAAAAAACCAUAUUGAUUGAAGAAGAAUACCUCACAACAAUUAACAUUGAUAAAUUACGUGCGUGCUCAACUUGCUUUGCAGAAGAUCAAAAUUUUAUUCCAUGUGAACAUUGUACAGAGGCAAUGUUUUGCAAUGAAACUUGUCAGAAUCGCAACCAAAUACACGAAUGGGAAUGCAAUACUUUCAUAACAAAGAUUGACUUUCAAAUAAAAAUCAUUAUUCAUUCAAUUCUAUUGGCCUGUGAAGCAUUUACAACAAAUGGCAAAACAAACGUGACCGAACUUAUCGGAUGCAUUGAAGGAAUGCUAAAGAGUCUCAAUAAAUUUCCAAAGUCGACGGUUGACUCAAAAUCAAAAUAUCAAUUCUUUUUUAAAUUGGCAUCAAACGUUCCUGCUAUUGGAUAUAAUGGUGUGCUCAUCCAAUUGGAAGCACUCGAGCAAAUUUACGUAAUUUUUUCACUGCUGAUGAAAAUACCGAGAAUUCAUGCUGCCUUUGAUUCUGUAGAAAAACGCAAUUUUCUCAAGCAUUUAAUCACUCAUCAUUGUCUCGUUAUCGACACAAACGCAUUUGGUGAUGAUAGGUCACAGUCUUUGGGUCUGGUUGAAUCGCUAUUCAAUCAUUCAUGUGCACCGAAUAUUCAUCACGAGCAAAUUGGAAACGAGCAAUACUUUUAUACAGCUGAAAAAGUGAAAAAAGGAGUUCAGCUUUUCAUUAGUUACAUUGACCUCAAUGAUAGUACAAAGCAAAGACGUCGCAUCCUCAAAAGAGGCUGGGGAUUUAUUUGCAAUUGUAUUAUAUGUGCACCAAAAGAACUAUCGUUGAACGACAAGUGCCAGCUUGCCAUCAUGACGAUUUUACAUAAUCGUUUUGAUACAGAAGAAAAUACACCAGAACAAACACCAGAAGAACCACCACAAGAACUAUUAUAAUAUUAUUGUAUACAAGAUUCAUGGGUAUAAAAGGAAUUUGAUUUUUGUGUCAGCAAAUGCCGCGCACGAAAACCUUUUCUGAUAGGUGUCAACGAUGAAGAAUAUAAGAGGAAGUUUCUGUGGCCAAGGAAUAAUAAGAGAACUUGAUAUAAGGGCACAUUUGCAUGCGACCACACAAUAAAAAAAUUAGAACCGUACUUGACAUGACUACUCAAGACUCGAUUGUACAACAAACAACGAACACAACCUAUAAAUCAAACUAAAUGGCAUUAAACAUAUAUUGAAAUAAGCAGCAAACUGCGUCCGAAAAACGGCACCAAGAAUGGAACGGAUACGGAAUUUCCUGUGGCCAAGAAGCGCAGCAGAAUACAUUGAUCUUGUGGAACAACCGGUUGAAGAUCCAACAGCGAUCAUAUGGAAAACGGAUGAGGUUGGAGAAUAUGUUGAUAUUUGUGGUUCAUUAAUCGAAGUAAAUGAAUUUAAUGAAGAAUUUCAAGAAUUAAUUGAGAAACCAGUUGAAAAAAAUAAUAAACUUUCAACAAUGAAAAGAAGGUUUGGAAAUCUGGUGCUUUGUCCAUAUGCUGCACUAGAUUUCCACAAUGAAAGUUUACGAUACGCAGAAAUCGGUUCGAUACAUGUCGCUUUAGCGUAUGCAAAUAGAGCAUCGUGUUUUUUUGAAUUGGAAUUGUACGAUCAAAUGGCAGUGAACAUUGUACUUGCGACAAGUGAUGAAACUUUUCCUAAGUAUCUGUUGCCAAAAAUUAUGGAACUUAAGAAAACGGCAGAUUCGAUCAAAAAAAACGUUGGACAAGAGGAAACUUAUGAAGAAGCAUUUGCAGCAUGGGUAAAACGGGCAAUCGGAAGGGAACCCCAAUUGAGUUACUUAGCCAGCAAAAAACAUCCAUGUUUGGCUGAUGUGGUGGAAAUCAAAGAGAGUGCACAAUAUGGUCGAUAUAUUGUUUCAAAGUAUGAACUUCCAGCUGACCAAAUCAUUUUGAUUGAAGAAUACUACUUGAAUGCGGCUGAUGUUAAAAAACUUCGUUCAUGCGCCACUUGCUCAAAAGAAGACAACAAUUUCAUUGCAUGCGAACAUUGUACGGGGGCAAUGUUUUGCGAUAAAACUUGUCAGAAUCGUAACGAAUUACAUAAAUGGGAAUGCAAUACGUUUAUAACUAGCAUAUAUAAUCGUGCGAGAACAAUCAUUUAUUCAAUUUUGUUAGCCAUUGAGGCAUACACAGAAAACGGCAGAAUCAACGUGAACGAGCUCAUGGAAUAUGUGAAAGAAAUGUUAGACAAAAGGAAAAAUGGAACGGAUAAACUACCAGAAUCAACGCUUGACUCAAAGUCAAAAUAUCAAUUCUUUUUAAAAUUGGCAAUAUGCGAUCUUCAAUCUGAACUAAAAGAAACGUUCACUAGUCUAAUUUAUGUGACUUUUUCACUUUUGAUGAGUGUACCGAAAAUUGAAGCUGCAUUCAAAAGUGAGAAAGAGCGUAAUUUUCUUAUGCAUUUGAUAGGUCACCAUAUUCUAGUUAUUUCUACAAAUGCGUUUGGGGAUGAGGAUAAACUGUCACUAGGACUCAUUGAAUCAUUAUUUAAUCAUUCAUGUAAACCAAAUAUUGAUCGCAAACAAUUUUUAAACAAGCAAUAUUAUUUCAUAGCAAAUAAGGUGGGAAAAGGAGUUCAACUUUUCAUCAGUUAUCUUAAUACUGAAGCGCUUAAAACCAGUUCAACUAACAGACGGCAGAUUUUAUUUCGAGGUUUUGGUUUCAUUUGCAAUUGUAUUAUUUGUGCUCCCAAAGUUCCAACGAUAUUCGAUAAGUGUAAUCGUAAAGUCUUUAAUAUCUUAGUCAAUCGAUUUUGUACUCAAGAAGAAAUUAAUGAGAUUCAUGAAUUAUUAUAAAUAAAAUAAGAUACGUCAUGUAUAAAAUGGAUUCAACAUCAUUUGA